Messenger RNA from Passer domesticus (house sparrow), 11215 nucleotides. It is a transcript of the gene ARID5B, whose product is annotated as AT-rich interaction domain 5B. Gene Ontology annotation, cellular component: nucleus. Lineage: Eukaryota; Metazoa; Chordata; Aves; Passeriformes; Passeridae. The transcript has 11 exons. Gene Ontology annotation, biological process: regulation of transcription by RNA polymerase II. Gene Ontology annotation, molecular function: transcription cis-regulatory region binding. The record is from RefSeq and is a predicted model, not a curated record. The coding region runs from base 4305 to 7463 and encodes 1052 amino acids.
AGAGAUGCAUCAUUCAGUCUUCAUCUGUGUGUCAAGGGACACACAGGUGGCCCUGCCUGGACAGAAGGAUACUGACAGGAGCAGGAAAAAUGACCAUCUUUGGUGUGUCAGGCAGACAGCAAAUAGUUUGCUAUUCUAAUCAUCAGAGCAGCGAGUUUCCUUGGAGCAUGUAAGUCAUGAAUUACCACGCAGCUCUGAGAGGAAACUUUGCCCUUUGAUUGUUUUCCAAAGAAAUGUUCUCAAUUUCUUUACUGCCAAAUUCAUAUUACAGAUCAUGCUAACAAAUUUUCCCAAGCCUUCUUGACCUUCUCCCUCCUUUCCAGUAGUAAAAGAAAUUUCACUCAUGGCAGGGAGAUGUUGAAGAUUGCUAAAUUUUGCUGAUUUAGGAACAGAGUGAAUGAAACAAGCUUAAAAAUAUGUAGAUAGCACAUUUCAGAAUGCAGUUAGCUGCGCUGGUAAGGAAAAUGAAACUUGUGAUAAUUCUGCUGUUUGACAGUGUGUUAGAAAAUUGCCUGCUAAUGGGUAGGUGGGGAGGCUGCACAUGCUCCUUUAUGAUGAUGGCACAAAUGUGUGUAUGACUCUGGGGGGCCCUGCUUUGGGAGGAUAUUGACUUAGAUUUAUUUUUCUCCUUAUUUUUCCAGUAAAUCUGUGCUUGUUCUCGCCGAAGUAAGACAAGAUAACAGCAAUGCUCUGCUUCAAACGAGGUGUUUUACAUUGACUGGAGCUUGGGGAGCUCAGUGUUUAGUAGCAUCACUUCCUCUGUUACGGAUUCAUUUGUAAACAGCAGAGUGAGCCCUGAGAGGCCUCCAGCCUGAGUUAGGAUUUUGGGGUGUUUUCUGAAUGACCAAGGGCAGAGAAGACACCCCUUUGCAGUGCUUCCCUGCUGUUGGCAGUUUCAGUAUGCAACUUUCAGUGGCAGUUUUGCCACUAACCCCAGUUUUUCAUUAGAGCUUUCUUACCUGGCAUAUGUCUGGAUAAAAGAGGGAUGCAGAUUUUUGUGUUGGUUUUGCUCUGAGACCAUUCCAGGCUUUUUUUUGAAAUGUCACAUUUCAACUUAACAAAUCGCUGGAUCAUGCAGUUCCGCUGCCCCAGAAACCAUUUUCAGUGACAUACUACAAAAGCAGGACUGAUACAGAUCUCCUGACUGCAUUUCAAAGACAUACCUUUGGAUGACAGGGUUGCAGAUGAGAAUUUAAGUCUGUAGAACUCAGUGGAAAUAUGUUCAUUUGCUACCAAAGCCUCUCACUUUAAUUUUUUUAUCUUCUAUUCUAAUUUUCUGUAAGUAAUAUAGAUAGGGGGCUGAUCUUCUACUGAAGUAGGGGGAUCAAUUAUUCAAGUGAAUUUUGUUACUAUCAAUGCCAAUAUUUCUGUGAAAUUAUUAUUAUGUAGGGCUACAUGAAGGUAUGUCUUUGUAAUAUAUGUCAGCUUUUAAUACUGUCUCACAAAUAUAAAUUAUGAGGAUGAUCUUUAAGCCCGUGAUCUCAGUUUUACUAACUCCCUACUCAGACAAAAUGCUUCUUGAUCUCACUAGGCAUAUAUACCAUGGUGUGGCUCAGGUGUGCUGGGGCUGGGGCAGCAGCCAGUGCUGAGCUGGGGGAGCUGGGCAAGAGCCAGGACAGCCAGGAAGAACCCCACUACUCCCACAUGCUGAAAGGUGGCUGCCACACCACAGGGGAGCCUCACUUCUUUCUGCUGGGGGUCUUCUCUGAGUGAAACCAGAGAAUCCAUCAGCUCAAAGCAAGAACCGGGAUCUGUUUGCACAUCCCUGCAUUGCGUUCUGAGCAGGUUAAACACGUGUGUGUGUGUGAUGGUAUUGAGAAACAGAGUGAUUUAGAUGGUUGCGCAUUAUUCCUCAGCUCUGUGUCAACAAUCAAAAAUGAGCUUUUGGAUUUAUUAGUUCCCAAUCCUGCACCUAUCUUAAAUCAUUACCAUAUAAUAAGGACUCUAUAUGGUGCAUUGUCAAUAAAACCUAAUAUUGAGAAGAUUACCAAUCGUCUAGUGCAAAUGGAGAGCACUGUAAAUGAUUUAGAGAAUACGUGUCAAACGUUAAAGCUGUCUAAUACCUUCUAAAGUAGGUUGAUACUCAUAAAUCUAAGAUAAACGACCUGUAAAACCACUUAAGAAGAAAUAAUACUCAUUUAAUCAGGCUUCCAGUGGAAAGACUGGGUAGGAGAGCAAUUCAUAAGGAAUUAUGAAAUCUCUUCUAAUUCAGGACUUUGUUGAUACAGAAGGCAUUUGAAACAUACAUUUGAUAAGCAAUUUUUGUUACUUGAAACUGCUGUUGUAAUAGCACUAAAUUAUGGCCCCACUGAAAAAAGAAAAUAUCAAAGGGCAUUUAUUUUAUGGUUUAUUGAGCUCUUAUUUUUCCAGAUUCAGCACUGAGUGUAUCAGAUGGAGAUAUAAAAAGUAUUCAUUGGAACUACUGUUUUGCUUAAUUACAGGGACGUGGUGUUGGAUUGGCUUCUGUCGGUGUGGCUGUCUGUACUCACUGAUAACAGUAGAUUGAUUAUUGCAUUUCCCUAGGAGGAGCAAGUCGUCAUUUACUGGGACAAGUGUGGUAACAAAUAUAGUGAAACAAUCCAUGUUUUCACAGAGCAUGGGUUUGAGCUUGGUCUGUUGAGUUCAGUGGUUUUUUCCCCCUUUUUUUUUUCCCCCAGAUCCACUUGAAGGGUGGCUAAGUGUGUGUGUGGUGGAAAAAUUAGGUCAUGAUUUUCACUACCAAAGGUCUGAUCCUUCAGUUCUUGCACAGACAAAACUUCCAUUCCCUUCAAUAUAUUUUUAAGGCCACUUGUUAAUUCCUGUUCAUUCUUUUGGCUCUGUGAGUGCCCAGAGCUCAGCGUCACUGCCAGCAUUUAUUAGAAGUUGACGCAGAGCUUUUCUUGAAGCAACUGUAGUGGUAUAUUUAGCCAUGGAGCAAUCUUUCCAAAGAGCACUGUGCUGUGACUCAUGUGACUCUGCUGCUCUGCUGACCCUAGCAGACUUACUCAUCGUUUACAUAGUGGCAAACAAGAUCAGCUUCUGGCUUGAUGCCUUAUUUCCCUUGAUGCAAUAAAUGUGCUGCUUGCACAUGCAAUUUUACUUCAGUUCACGUUUUUAAAGAUAAACUGGGAAUCCAGCUUUUUUUGUCUUACUGUGAAAAAUAAGGGUGCUUAACUGCUUCUCUGAGUGGAAUUGGGGAAUGACGUGCAAAUGCAGCUCAACCCUCCGUAACUUGUUUGUGCUGCAAAAAUAACCACGGGAUGGCAUGGAUAUGGUUAAAAUGCAUUCUCCAUCACCACCUUUCCUUGCUCUCACAGAGGGCAAAACACAGAUGCAAGCACACCUAUGCAACAGCUGUAGUCUCACCCAGUCAUAGCAGUGGUGUUUGGAUUGGCUGGGUUUGUAAUGAGCAGAGGGGGCAACCUUGGCAGCACAUUCCCACUGGUGAAUUUUUGAGAUACUGAAGUCUAUCUGAAAAAAAAACUUGUUGAUUUACUUUCUACUUUCUUCUCAGCUGGCAUAAAGAGUCAUUUUACUAAAAUACCAGUUAAACUGAGCAUACAUUAAAGAUCAUUUCAGAAAUCUGUCAGCCUCAAGAAUAUUGCUUUUCCAUUUCCUGAGAAUACCUUGGAGUAACUGGCUUUGCUACUCUGAAGCAGAGCAGCUGUUGCAUGUAUGUGUUGUAUUUGCAUUGUGUGGGGCAGGGUAUUUGUUAUUAGUUUAAAAAGAAGAAAAAUCAGAGGCAACAGCUGGACUGACUUUCACCUGGUGGUUACAGGAUCUGUUGCAUUUUGCUGUUGACAGAGAGCAGAGGAAAAUUCACACAUGAUUGAGAGCUGGGAGAAGCCUCUGAGAGCUGGGAGCUGAAGCCUUCCAUCAUGUAAAAUGGCUUAUGAAGGGUGAAAUUGCUUGGAGCUGAUCAAUUUUUAUUUAGGAGGAAAGCAAUCAUGUGGCCAAAUACAGGAUGGCUGGUGGGAGUGAAGAUGAGUGAAAUGGAAAUUCCCAGAGCUGCAGAGAAAGCAGAACUCAAACAGGUCCAGCUCUGCCAGCUUGCCGUGGCUGCUGGCUGCCCUGCACAAGGUGGGAUGAGGGGACUCACUUGCCCUUCCUGGAGGGUUCAGUGGCAGCACAGGGACAUCGGCCACCUCUGUUCCUAUCGCCAGGGCCACCUCGGCAACGUGGAGAAGGAACCUGCUGCAUCAUGAGGAGAUGAAGUUAUUGCUGUUUCAGAAAAAGUUACUGUGAAGCUUGAGGACUUGGCAAAAUGGGCACAGUCCGAUUUCUCCAAGUGGAAGUGUGGUUUCCGGGCUGAGCCGGUCCAGCCCAUGGAUGUGGGGAAGAAUGGGCAGAAAGAGGCCUUGACAAGAUACAGACAAUCCACACUAAACAGUGGCUUGAACUUCAAAGAUAUUCUGAAGGAGAAGGCUGACCUUGGUGAGGAUGAUGAAGAUUCAAACCUUCUAAUUCUCAGCUACCCGCAGUACUGUCGCUACCGUUCCAUGUUAAAGCGCAUUCAGGACAAGCCCUCGUCAAUACUAACAGACCAGUUCGUUUUAGCCCUUGGAGGCAUUGCAGUAACAAGCAAGAACCCCCAAAUCUUCUAUUGUCGGGAUACAUUUGAUCACCCUACCCUAAUAGAAAAUGAAAGUAUAUGCGAUGAGUUUGCGCCAAAUCUUAAAGGCAGACCGCGCAAAAAGAAGCCAUGCCCACAGAGAAGAGAUUCAUUAAAUGGCAUUAAGGAUUCCAACAAUAAUUCUGAAAGCAAAGCUGUUGCCAAGGUAAAAUGUGAGGCUAAGUCAGCUUUGCCCAAACCCAAGAGUAACAACAGCAACUGUAAGAAAGGCUCAAGUGAGGAUAAAUCAAAGAUUGCCAUAGGUGAAGAAUGCAGAGCUGAUGAGCAGGCUUUCCUUGUGGCUCUUUAUAAAUAUAUGAAAGAAAGGAAAACACCAAUUGAACGAAUACCCUAUUUAGGUUUUAAGCAGAUUAACCUUUGGACUAUGUUUCAAGCUGCUCAAAAACUGGGAGGAUAUGAAACAAUAACAGCCCGUCGACAAUGGAAACAUAUUUAUGAUGAAUUAGGUGGUAACCCUGGAAGCACAAGUGCUGCUACAUGUACUCGCAGACAUUAUGAAAGAUUAAUCCUGCCAUAUGAAAGAUUUAUUAAAGGAGAGGAAGAUAAGCCACUGCCUCCAGUGAAACCUCGAAAACAGGAUAACAGUUCCCAGGAGAGUGAAGCAAAAACAAAAGUGUCUGCUACAAAACGCAUCAAAAAUGAAAACCAAAAGAGCAAGAAGGAAAAAGAUAAUUCACAGAAACCCCAAGAUGCAUCUGAGGUUUCAUCAGAGCAAGAGAAGGAUCAAGAAUCAGCAGACCAGAAGAACUUCCCUGAACAUCCUGCAGUGGGAGAGAUGAAACAACCUGUGCAAGGCCCUCCACCUCUUUUACCAGAGACAGCUCGGACACUGCCCCUGGAGAAGACAGACAUGACAGAAAACAGCACCAACAGUGAGAAAGCCAAGGAGGAGGUUCAGCACUCGUCCUCUUUCUCGAGUGCUUCUGUGCCUGCAGAAGAAGACACUGUGCUGGAUGCCACUGUCACAAAACGAUUACACCCUUCAGCAGAUGCCCUGGAAGACACAAAGCCUGAACAAAGACUACACAAAGCUUUUACUGACAGCCUGGAAAGUGAACCUCCAGAAAUGCCCUUCACAGCUUUCCCAGUCCAUCUGCCCACUCAGAGCGACAUGGAAGAUGAGAAACUGCCAGGGAUGGCCGAUUACAUCGCAAACUGCACGGUGAAAGUGGACCAGCUGGGAAACGAAGAUAUCCACAAUGCACUCAAGCAAACACCCAAAGUCCUGGUGGUGCAGAACUUCGACAUGUUUAAGGAAAAGGAGCUGCCUGGGUCCAUGAAUGAUGACUCCACUUUCAGUUACACACCACUGCUGUACUCAAAAGGUAAUCCAGGCAUCAUGUCACCCCUGGCAAAGAAGAAGCUGCUGUCACAGGUCAGCGGGGCCACGCUCUCGUGUAACUAUCCUUAUGGUUCUCCUCCACCUUUGAUCAGCAAAAAGAAGCUCAGCAGCAGAGAUGAACUGUCCUCAGGCAUAUCGCAAGGUCCCCACGCCCCUAAUUCUGAUCCUGUAGCAAUUAAUAGGCCCUCAGUCAUACAACAUGUACAGAGUUUUAAAACCAAGGAAGAAAGGAAGUCAAUUAAUAAUGUUUUUAAGCAUGACAUGCUAAGUAAACCAGAUCCUCAGCGCUGUGAUUUUUCAAAACAUCACCUCAGUUCUCUUGCCGAGUCAUACCUACCGAAGUUGGAUAUCCAGGACUGCAAAGAUAAAAUGAGUGAGAAAAGGGCACUGCAGCACUCCCAUGUGCCCACUUUCUUGGCAGAUUUCUAUUCAUCACCUCAUCUGCACAGCCUUUAUAGGCACACAGAACACCACCUUAAUAAUGAACAGACAUCAAAGUACCUCCCCCGGGACAUGUUCAGAGAGUCUGAAAAUAUUUCUACUUUUACUCAACACAAACACCAAGAAAAACUAAAUUUAAAUUACCGGCCCUCUUUGCAUCAGCAAGAAAAAAAGGCAACAGUGGAGGCUUCUUCAGAUGAUCAGCCAACAGAUUUGAGUCUUCCAAAGAGCAUACACAAACAGACUGCAAAGGUGCCAGGCUCCAGUCUCCCUCACUCAUCCACAGCCCAGCAAGAAUGCAAAGGGAUCUCCCCGUUCCAGGCUGGAGGCAGCCAGGCGGUGAGCCUAGACUGUAACCCCAAAGCUUGUCGUGUGUCCCCUAUGGCAUUGACAGCCCCCAAAAAACACAGCGAGUUGCUCCACAGGUCUGGGAAGCAGCAGGCCCAGAGGCUGGAGAACCUGAGGAAGAUGGAGGGGAUGGUGCAUCCUAUCAUCAGCCGCAGAACGAGCCCUCAAAAUGUGGGGGCUGCCCGGCCUCUGAAACGGAGCCUGGAGGAUUUGGACAAAGUUAUUUCUGAAAAAAAAAUCCGAGCUGUCUCUCCUAUUCACUUGCCAAAGGAGACCCCGGCGAAAGACAAGGUUCCCGACCAAGAGGGGGAAGGCAGCAAGUCAGUGCAUGGCCUCCAUUCUGGCAGCAUGCUGGAAAGCCACAAAUUUCCCCUGUCAGCCCCCAUCUUCCCAGGCUUGUAUCCGGGAAGCCUGUGCACGGGGCUGAACAAUCGCCUCCCACCUGGGUAUUCUCAUCCCCUGCAGUACUUGAAAAAUCAAACCGUGCUAUCUCCACUAAUGCAGCCUUUGGCUCUUCACUCCUUCAUGGUGCAGAGACAAUUCCUCACGUCCCCUGCAAACUCCCAGCAACUGUACAGACACUUAGCUGCAGCAACACCUGUAGGAAGUUCCUAUGGUGACCUUUUGCAUAACAGCAUUUAUCCUUUAGCUGCUAUAAAUCCUCAAGCUGCAUUCCCACCUUCCCAGCUAUCCUCUGUACAUCCCAGCACAAAACUGUAAACCCCCUCACUCACAAAGAAAGGUCUGAGGAGAAAGUUCAGUUAGCAACAUUCCUCCCCUGUGACAAUGUCUUGCAGCAGAUUUAGCAAUCUGUAUUUUUGUCAACCAGGAUGCAGUUGUAGCCCACCUAGAGGAGCGUCUUGGAGUUUGAUGGAGACAGGACUGCUUCUUUAAUUCUGGUCUGGCUCCCACAUUAGCCCCCUCACCCCUUAUCCCUGCCCCUGCAAAAAAGAAAACCAAACCAAAAAAAAAAAAAAGCCAACAAAACAAAAGAAAAAAAAACACACACAAAAAAAAGAGAGAGAAACAAAAACACAGAAAAAAAAAGAAUUUUUUUUGGAUUUUGCGUAUGUGUUUUCUGAAAGGACUUGAACACAGUAAGAGCAGAUGUUCAAAGGGAGCCGUGGAAACGCAGGCCCAGUCCUGAGCUCACUGAAGCCCCAGUGAGGGCUGUGUUUGCCUUUCACUGAGCCGAGGACCGGAGGCUGUGCAUUGUUGCAAAUGAGUCAAAGACUUCAGAUGAACCUGGAACGGAGAAGUGGGCCGAGAAUCUGUACAAUCAGUGGAUGUGCUUUUUUGGGUAACUUUUCCUGACUUUUAAAGAUUCAAUCAAUGCAAUGUAUAGUAAAACGGCAAUAGAUUUUUUCAUUUUAACACUAUUAGAACAGAAUGGUAAACACUGUUUAAUUUGACUGUACAUAUCCACUUCAUAAACUACCAGUGUCACAUUUGGUCACAAUAAUUUAUAUAGUUUCAUUUGUCCAGUAUAUUCUGUGCUCUUUAUGUUUGUUUUUUUUGUUUUGGGUUCUUUUUUUUUAAAUUAAACAGUAUCAUUUUAUCUGCAACUUUUUUAAAUGCUGUGGCUGUCCUAAUUUUUUUUUAUAAUGUAUUUGUAAUUUUUCCAGUUUCUUUGUACUUUUGAGCAGCGUUUUUGUUUUGUUUUUGUCGUAACGUUUACUGUUUACAAACUGAAGCAACUGGUUCAGAUUAAUCUUAAUGGUUAUAAACUUACUGUAGGUGAUGUUAUGGUGCAAGGAUGCAAACAAGGUUCCUUUCCCCACGGCCCACCCUGUGAGGUGCUGAGCACCUCUCGCCCUCCUCCUGUUGUUUCAAUGGCUCCUACGCUGCUUCUCCCCUCCCUCCGAGCUUUGCUUUCCUGUAUCGUGGUCUGUGAAUUUGUCGAGCGUUGUACUUAAUCUUACCUAGGCUGUGAAACCCUCCUGCCUACCAGAGAAACGGUCUAGAAAACAAAAUCUCCCUGGCUCAAGCUGCUGAAUGACAAAGGAGUGCAGAAAACAGAUUUGUGAGAAUGUUGAGAAUUUCAGAAGCUGUGAGAGGAGCCAGUGUGGAUCUGAAUUAGAGGCCUACAGGUUGUUUCUGUGCCUCACAAUGGCUAAGGGGGUUCUGUGCAGUGGUUGGGAUGGUCCUUCCACGCUCCCACGGGGAUCUCGGCCUCUCCCUGCACAUCCUUUUGCAGGGGGAAAGCCCAGGCAUGGAGAGGCUGGAUUUUCCAGAUGAAAGAGCUUCCCUGUGGAUGUAUACUCACUUUGCAGGACAUCACCACUACGUAGCUGAGCACAGACAUUGAUAAAGCAAAGUGUCACUUGGAGGCUUUAUACAGUGUGAAAAUUGGUUGUGGUUCAAACCAUCUCAGUUACUGUUCAAAGACAGUGUACUUGAUAUGAAAAGAUAAAACAAACUACUAAGAAACACUUUGCAUGCUAGGCAUGUCGUUAAAUUUUCCCGUGAUAUGAAGCCAAAUACAAUAUAUAAUGUAUUAUACUUAAUAUCCAAAGGUGGAAACCAGAAUAAUAUACUCGUCUACUGUUACAAAUCCAGCUUCUUCAAUUAAAUACUUUAUAUUCCUGUGGUAAAACUAUAUUUAAUUGAUUGAUAAACAGACUAGUAGAACUUGGAACAUUGAUGUGCCAGUGCAGGGUAUCCUGCUGCUCCACAAGUCAUACAGGAAACAGAACCGCAGGCUCAUCCAGGCAGAGGUCGCAGUGUGGAGGACAUCUCUAGUAAAGUUGCACUAGAUCUGAAUCACGUAAGAGUCAGGGGUUUGGGGAUGGGGGCGAGGAGGGCAGGGGAAAGGGGGCAGAGAAUAUAAAAACCUACAGCAAACGCGAACAGAAGCUUGUUGUGUGUUUGGCAAAGCAAAUGCUUCUCCUUGUUUUGGUUAAGUUGUGUGUUCUGGAGUUGUGCAUUUGUUCACGCAGUGUCCAACGUCCCUUUUGGUUACGUCCUGUUGGAGUUUGCUGGUAGGCUUUUUGGAGCCAUGCUGAGGCAGCACAGGGCUGGGGGACAGGGAGUGGGGAAGAAGGCUCCUCGCUUGUCCCUUGAGGAGACUGGCCACUGCUGGCUGGGGAAGCUCAUACUGGGCAAAACGUCAGGGCCAAGGAAAAGAAAUGGUGGCAUAAACCCCCCAAAAGAAGCGAUGCAUUAUUUGUUUAAGAACUCUUAACAGAAAUCUUGGAAAUCUUUCAACAGACUAUUGAAUUCUUCAUUGGUUGAAAAGUCUUUUUUUUUUCCCUCAGUGUCUUAAAUGGGGCUUUGUUUGCAUUGUUUGAGUUCAAGAGGCCUUAUUAUUGAAUGAAAUUGCACAAGCCUUUCUUUGUGCAAUCAGACCAUUGUUAUUGGUAGGUUUGUAAAGGAAACUGCAGAAUCUAAUUGGCAAUAGAGUCAUAAAUCUAUUUACUAGGAGCCAGUUCCAAGAAAUGUUGCAAUUCAAAUGCUCUAUGUCCAGGAUGCAUUAGGGAUGCUAAAGGUUGUGAGAUCCAAAGGAAGAGGCCCAGCAGCAAACAGCUCGUGUGUAGCUUCUGGCCACGCUGAGCCAGGCGUCGUGAAGCACAUGGGAAGUAGGGCCUGAUUCCCAGUGUGACUGUGCUCCUGGCCAGGCAGGGUGGGAGCAGGGCAGCGGUUUGUGGUAGAUCCUUUGUGGCUGUGAGCUGGCCUGGUGUGAAGAGCUUGCCCAGUGGGUUCAAGCCUGGGAAGUAGUUUGUCCUAGCAGCAGAGAAGUUGGCUUGGCAGCAGCUGGAGCUCCAGCAGGGCACAAGUGCUGUGCUGCCUCUGCCAGCAGCUCUGCCCCGUUUGGGGAGACGGGGGGCUGCCGCCUCCAGAGAGCACCACGGGGGUCCCUCGCGCCCGCCGCCUGCUCGCUUCCUUUGUGGUGAUCAGUGAGGUCACAUCUGGGCCAGUUUGGCCGUCGUGCAGAUUUUGAUGAGCAGUGGGACUUCCUGCACUGGUGUGAGGCGGGUGGCAUUGGCAGUGCUGCCGUGAGUGCUGUUUGCUGUACAUGUGGUUGAUAUUUCGCUCGUUCUCUUCCUCUUCCUCCCCUCUCCCCCCAGCCCCGCAGUUUUAAAUAUGUUCUAAUAAUGGCAGCAUAAUCUACUAGCUGUUUAUACUUUUUUAACUUUCUUUUGUUGUAAAUAUUGUAUACUUUUUGUGAUUCAAGUUAUGUAGCCUAUAUGCUCUGUAAGGUGAUGAUUUGUAUAUAUAAAAAUGGCCCAGUAAUAUUAUAUAGUUUCCCAUUUAAAAGGUUAUUGAGUAACCUUUGCAUUAGUUUAAACACUACCAGAAAUAAAGCUGAGCCAACUAUAAACACUCAAUUUUUGUAUGUUUUCCAAAUUGUACUUAUUAAUGCUUUUGAUACUGUAUUAUGUGCCAAUAGUUUCCCAAUCACAUAGCAGGCAAAAGAUAUUUUGUACUUUUUGAUCCACUGUAAUAUUUAAUAAAAAAUGUUACUAUCUGUU